CUAUUGCAGGAGAAACGCAAAACAAUUAGCGCAGAUGACCUGCUGGAAGCUAUCACAAAUAUGGGAUUUGAUAACUACGUAGCGCCACUGCAGCUUUUCUUGGAGAGAUAUAGAGCAGCUCAUAGAUUAAGCAGCAUCUUUCCAAAUGGCGCCGCACCUCGUAGCUUCUCAUCUGAUGGAUCGUCUACGGCCGUGAAUAACGCAAGUCCCGAGGCCUCCGGUAACCAAGAGUAUCCUCAGCGGUCAUCAGUUGCUUUGAGUUCAACGACUUGCACCACAACAGCUGGAACGCAUACCUAUCAUACUGCUACAACAGCUCAUGAUGGCGGCGAUGCACACUCUGGAACGGGUAACACUUCGUCCACUGGUGCUCCCAUAGUGUUAGCUGGAGGGGUUGGUGGGAUGCCAGUAACUGCACUGCAUCAGCAACCCAUGCAGAUCUACAUUGAUCCAGCCAGUAAACAACACUACAUGGCCAUCGAGACUGAGCAGGGAAUGCAGUUGUAUCCCAUUCAAAUUCAAACUGAUGGGCCAGUAGCUUAUACUGUAACUUCGGAGGUAGCAACGGCGAUGACAUCAAGUAGCAGCGGCGACAAUCAGGCAGGUGUAUUCCAUACUUUUGUGGUUGAUUACGGCUCUCUUCUUUUGUUAUAUGUAGUAUUGGACUUUUUAUUCCUUCUAUGCGUUGAAGCUGUAAAAUUGGAACACACCUAG
This is a messenger RNA of Strongylus vulgaris, 714 nucleotides long. The record is from the annotation of a GenBank genome assembly. NCBI's taxonomy places the organism in Eukaryota, Metazoa, Nematoda, Chromadorea, Rhabditida, Strongylidae.